AAAUAUCAACUUGAAAUAAUCAUAAUAAAUAAUUUUAAAUAUCAAUAAAACUGAUUUGAUGAAUGUAAUAUUACUAUAAAACGUGUUACUAUGAAUUCUACUUCGACAGUCCGUGUAAAAGAGAAGAUUCGUUUUGAUAUCAAUUUCCAUCGUGAACAAAAUAAAAGAAUCCUAUUAAAUUCAAGACGAGGUGUUAUCGAUGAAGGAGACCAAAAUGAUGUGUUUACAAUUGAGGACAUGCAAAAUGUAGCAUUAGAAAUUGUACGUAAAAAACCAAGAAUAACUGUCAACGAUUUUAAAUUAUUAAAACAUGGUUUACUCAACGGUCAAGAAUUUAUUUUAGCUUUUUGUCAUACUCAUGGUGCAGUUGAUUCUUUACUACACUGUGCAUCAAGUAUAUUGUUACAACUUCCUACUAAAGUAUAUUGGAUUUAUUAUAAUUAUACAUUGUUUAUAUUAAUUUCAGGUAAAAAUGAAGCAGUAAAAUUAGUAGCGAUUGAAUGUUUUUGUAAUAUGGCCCUUGGCAAUAAAAAAACAUGUAUCAAAUUAGCGAAUUUAAUUACACCUUAUUUCAUGGUUUACAUCAAUAGUUUUAAUUUUAAUAUAUCUGUAAGUAUUACUCUUAGUUAAUUUUUAAUUUUAUAAUUUCAUUGUUAUUAACAUAUUUUAUUUCAUACAUUUCUUCGGUGUAUUAGUUUAUAUUUUUACAUUAAAUAUAUUUCAUAAAUUAAGAAAACUAAAUAAUAUUUGAUCAUACAAUUUUCAUAUUAUAUUGCAUUACCUUAUAUGUGCAACGAUUAAAGAAGUAAUUAUUAUAUAGGGAUCUACCAAAAAAUAAUAAUAAAUAAAUAAUAAUACAAAAAUGGUAUAAAUCUAGUUUACCAAACAUCCUUUGUAUUUAAAUUUUUUUUAAAUUUUAAAUGUGUAUUUUUCGACAUUGAUUUCAGAACUGUUUGAAUUGAUUUUUUUCCCUGUUACCUACCUGACAUGGUUUUGCACAACAAAUGAGGGUCAUUUUCAUUUAAAACAGUUUGAUCAACCGAGUGACCCUUUUAAGUGUCUAGGUGCACCUAUAAUGCUAAUACAAUGAACUUUGAACUUUCAUAACUUCUUUAAUAAUGAUUUCCUCAAAAAAAUUCAAACAGUUUCAAAAUCAGAGUCAAAAAUAUGUAUUUAAAAAAAAAAAAAUUGGAAAACAAAGGGUAUCUGGUAAACUAGACUUGUUCCCAAAAAUAAAAGGUAGUAUCAAUUAAACUACCUACCAAAUUGUUUAUUGAUUAGUUUUUACUUAUUAGUAGAAAUGUUUUUUUAAAUUAGAAUUUUAACUUAUGUAUAAUUUUUGGAGAUUUUUAAGAAGUCUAAUGAGCUUUAAACUAAUUAACUCAUAUUUGACUGAUUUUCUACUAGUUUAUUUAGGAUGUUUCAAUCAAGCAAAUUAUUAAAACCUCAUUAUUUUAUAGUCUGUGUCUAUAUGGACUCUUGGAAAUUUAAGUGGCUCAGAUGAAGAUUCGUGUAGACUGCUUCAAAACCAAAAUUUAUUUGGUGCAUUGAUUGAUCGUCUAAAAAGCUCAACUUGUGAUGAAGUUAUUUUAAAUACCUUUUAUGCUUUGAAACUUUUUCUUAAGACUUACAUUUACCAUUUAAAGUAAGCCAAAGAUAUUUUAUGACUAACUAUUACAUAUACAAAUUUAACUAAUAAUAUUUUUAUUAUUAGGAAUGAAGAACUAAACGAAUUACUUCAUAUAUGUUUAGAACGUUUGAAUUCGUGGAAUGAAUCAUUUUGGAUAGUGUAUCAAAUUUCUUGUCGUCAAGACUGCGCUAUGCUUGAUCAAAAUUUAAUAAAACGUUUAUUCCUGUGCAUCCACACUGAUGAAGAUAUGCUUGACAUAAAGUGUAUAGUAUCUAUUAUAAGAACUUUUGGUAACAUUAUAGCUAUGGAUAAUAGUGGUAAUUCAGCAAAUGAAUUUAUUAUUGGAUUACACAAUGAAGGAUCAGUUAUAAGAAAUAUAUUAAUUAAAAAUAGACACAUCAAUUUGAAUAAUGAAUGUGCAUGGUUACUAGGCAAUGUUUAUAAUGUAUUAAAAUUUACUGAAAAUGAGAUUAAUAGUUCUUCAGCUACAAACAACUUUAGUGACAUUUGUAAUUACCUUAUUGUGUAAUAUUUAUUGUUUUAAUGUGUUGACUUGAAUGAUAUAUAUAUAUAUAUAUAUAUACUAAUCUUAACUUUUGUUAGUGAGUUAUACUAAUUGUAUACUAAUUUGUAAAAAAAUAACCCUAAC
This is a messenger RNA of Cinara cedri, 2279 nucleotides long. The record is from the annotation of a GenBank genome assembly. NCBI's taxonomy places the organism in Eukaryota, Metazoa, Arthropoda, Insecta, Hemiptera, Aphididae.